CGGCCUGUCCCGGCCCUCUCCGCUGUCCCCGCGGAAACAGCAGGCGGCCUGAUUUUUCUCCUUCCCCCGCCCGCAAGGCGGCUUUGGCCAACUGCCCCCCGCCUGGUGCUAGGCAGGCGCCCUUCGAAGCGCCUCGCGGGCAGCGCGCGGCCCACAGGUUUCAGGGCUGGCUCGCGCUUCCCGCCUUUUUCGCCUCCCUCGGGCUCGCGCGGCCGUUGACCGCCGCGCUCAGGGGUGGGGCGCGGUCCCUGUCCUUGGAGAGCCUGGUUCUCCCGCUGCUGGGCCUGGGGAAAUGGAAAAAGAAAAGCCCUUUACACUGUUCGUGCCGCCCAGGCUGAGCAGCAGCCAAGUGUCUGCUGUUAAGCCUCAGGCGAGCGCCAGGGGCGCUGGAGCCUGUCAGGUUUUUAACAAGUGCACAGAAGAUUAUUUUAGUUUGCCUUUUGUAAUGACAAGUACACCAAACCAUGGUGAAGUCACAGAUUCAGAUCCUGUUUCACAGAAAAUAAAUUUUUUGCCUGGAGUAGAAGAAGAGAAUAUAGAGACAAUGCAUGAGCUUUAUUCAAAACUCUACAAAGAGGCUGAAAAGAUCAAGAGGUGGAAAGUGACAGUAGAAUCUGAACUGAAGCAGAAGGAGAGAAAAUUGCAAGAAAAUAAAAAGAUUAUUGAAGCACAGCGUAAAGCUAUUCAAGAGUUACAGUUUGAAAAUGAAAAACUAAGUUUGAAAUUGGAAGAUGAGAUAUGUGAAAAUAAAGAUCUUCUACAAGAAAACAGUGCAACAAGACGUUUGUGUAAUCUGCUCAAGGAAACCUGUGCUCGAUCCACAGAGAAGUCCAACAAAUAUGAACAUGAAAGAGAAGAAACCAGACAUCUAUAUAUGGCACUUAAUAAUAAUAUUGAGAGAAUGAUACUGGCUUUUGAGGAACUUCAUGUGCAAGCAGAGAACUCCAGAUUGGAAAUGUGUUUUAAAUUAAAAGAAGCAGCAGAAAAAGUAGAACAGCUUGAAAAAGAAUACAAAAUGGAAACAAAUAUCAAGGAAAAGCAGCUAUCAGUUCUGACUGUACAAAGUGAUGAAAAAGACAAUAAAAUGAGAGACAUCACAGUUCAGUUGCAGGAGUCAAGGGAUAAGAUUAUUGAUUUAGAAGAAGCAACAAAACAACAAAAAGAAAUGUUAAAAGAAUCACAGAGCAAACAGGAACAUUUGAUGGGAGAACUGGAAGAAGCUAAAGUUUUGCUGCAAAAAACAGAGACUGCUCAGAAGAGUUUAGAAAACGAAUUACGGACUGCAAUGAAAACCUUAAUUGAAGUCACUGUAGAAAAAGAAGCACAAAUGGAAGAACUUAAAGAAACUAGGGCUUUGCAUGCAUCAGUGGUUGAAGAAUUUGAAAUUGCUGUUUCUAAUUUGAAAGAGUUGCUGAAAAGAGAACAAAAUAGAUUGAAGAAACUUGAAGAAGAGUCAGAAAUACUUGCCUCAGAGCUCCAAAAUAAAUCUGUUGAACUGGAAGAGAUGUCCAAACUAAAAAGUGACAAAGAAACACAACUUGAAGAUCUGACAGAAGCCUUGGAGAGGUCAGUAAAACUUCAAAAAGAUUUGGAGCAGCAGUUAGUGUGUGAACAAUCAGAAAAAACGAUAUUAAUAAAAGAGAGAGAAAUUAGGGACGCUGACCACUUAGAGUUUAAGGAACAAGUUCAAGGACUUUUAUCUGAAAAGAAACUUCUUGAGAUCACUAUUGCGAAAUUACAAAAGAGAGAAAAAGAGAUGAAGGAUAGUCUUCAAAUCAGAGAGAAAGAAGUCCGUGAUUUGGAAGUACGGUUAACUGGUGCAGUUGAAAAUGAACAAAAUUGUUUAAAACAGAUUACAGUACUGAAUGCAGAGCUUGAACAAGAGAUGAUACAGAAUGAGGAACUAAAUAUGAAUUGCAGUAAACUUUUAUUAGAAAAAGAACAAAUAUCUCAAAAGAAAAGCGAUACUGUCACUGAGCUCAAGAAACUACAAGAAGUUCAUAAGGAUAACAGAAAGAAAGAAGAAAAGACUAAGAAGCUAAUAGAAAACCUUGAAGAAACAAACUGCCAGCUAAGAAAUGACUUGGAGUCUCUGAAGGAGAAGAUGAAAAAGAAAGAUGAAGAAGCUAAAACUAAACUGGAUGAAAGUGAAGAAAAUACUAGAAACAUUGGAAGUGAAAUUUCAAGAAAGGAAAAGCAACUGAAGAUGCUAGAAAAUAAGUUUAACAAUUUAAAGAAACAGAUUGAAAAUAAAACCAAAUACAACGAAGAACUGCAGCAAGAGAGUUUUCCCCUAUCUCACCCUACACUGGGGCAGAGUUGUCUCCUUGUAGAAGAGCCAUCCAGAAACUUGGGCCGUCUGCUUGGAGCCUCUGUAUCACUGCAUCAGAAUAAAGUGUUGAAAAAAAAUAUUGCAGCAGAAAGCAAGCAAUCCAGUAUUUAUGAAGAGAAGGUGAAUAAAUUACAACUAGAGCUCGAAAAUGUAAGUAGGCAACAUAAAGAAACAGUUGACAGCUACCAAAAAGAAAUCGAGGCAAAAAACAUAACUGAAGAAAAACUUAUUGAAAAGGUAGAAAAGAUGAGGUUAAUAGCUGAUGAAGCAGUAAUAUUGCAGAAAGAAAUUGAUAUUCGAUGUCAGCACAAGAUAGCUGAAAUGGUAGCACUUAUGGAAAAACACAAGCAUCAAUAUGAUAAAAUGGUUGAAGAAAAAGAUACAGAAUUAGAACUCUGUAAGACGAAAGAACAAGAACAAAUGUCAGUAAAACAAUCCUUGGAAACUGAGCUAUCUCAUGUAAAAAGUGAACUGUUAUCCCUUAAGGAGCAGGUUAAAAUAGAGAUUAAAGAGAAGGAAAAGCUUACAAGAGAAGCAAAAGAAAAUGCAGUUUCUGAAAAAGAAAAAAAGCAUAAGAUAUAUACUGUGAAGACUCCUCCAAAAUAUAAAUUGCAAAGAGAAAGCAUGAAUCCACUUUCAGAAGAAGACAUGAAGAAAAAAAGAAAAGUACUUUUAGAGCUGGAUACGCACUCAGAUAGCUCAGAACACAAUGACCUCCUGAGCAUAGUCUCAGAAGAAGAAAUGUUUAAAAAGCUGUACAAAAAUUGUCCUCAAGCUUCUCACUUAUGUGUUAUGACACCAAAAAAGAUACCAACUCUGUCAACCAUAAAGUCUCCUGGUGCUGCACUGAAACUUACAGCUAUGAGAAAGAUGCGAGAGACUGGAUGGACUGCAGUUUCUAAAAUGGACAGGAAAAAAAAAAUGAAAGAAGCUGAAAAACUCUUUGCCUAAAAUUAAACCUGAGCAAUCAGUUAUGAAUUUUCUGUUCAUGUAAAAUCUUUUACAGUAGAAUGUAUUAAUCCUACACAGUUAACACUUGUAGCAUAUUACUGGUUUAGGGCUAAAUCCUGGAAGUGCUAUGUUUGUGGAACUCCUGUUGAUUUCAUUGUGGUUCCUUUGUUCCACCACAGCCUCCUCCUCUGGAGGACUUUUCACAUUGAGUUUACACCAUCAUAAAACAUAAACCUGGGAAUAAAUUUCGCCCAUUUAGGUUUUGAAAAUUGAUAGGUAAAAAUAAUGUAUGGUGUGUUAAAAUGGAAAAAUAUGUUGCAAAAUUGUUUGAAGUCAUUUAAAUAACUUCAGUUUUUGUUCUUUUGAAGUUUACUUUCACUUUUGCAGUAUCUUAUCCAUAAGAGUAUUGUUUUAUUAUUAUUGAGAUUGUUGAACUACAUUCACUUAAUUGAGUACUUAUAUUUGAAUUUACUUCUUCUUUGUUCUUUUGAUGUGUUCUUUACAAAUAUUCUUUUAAAGUAGUUGGUUGAGGCAGUAGCCUGUUUUUCAGUUUGUAACAGUAUUGAAACAUUUAAGUGUUGAACUUCUAACAAUAUUGAUUUAAAUCUUAUUUCUUUUGCUUUUCAGGAAUCUAGUUUUAUAAUAAAUGCUAUAUGCA
This is a messenger RNA of Chelonia mydas (Green sea turtle), 3941 nucleotides long. RefSeq names its product synaptonemal complex protein 1 (gene SYCP1). The record is from RefSeq and is a predicted model, not a curated record. Gene Ontology annotation, molecular function: double-stranded DNA binding. The coding region runs from base 293 to 3283 and encodes 996 amino acids. The transcript has 32 exons. Lineage: Eukaryota; Metazoa; Chordata; Testudines; Cheloniidae. Gene Ontology annotation, cellular component: male germ cell nucleus; central element; synaptonemal complex. Gene Ontology annotation, biological process: lateral element assembly; synaptonemal complex assembly; chiasma assembly.